AUGACGCAAAGUACCUUCAUUUCAGAGAGAAUAGCUUCAUUGGCAGAGGAUGCAAAAUCCCAACAGCUCGAUGACGAGACUCGCGCGGUGGCCCUAAAUGCAGCCCGAGACUUAGUGGCAGCACUCGAAUCACCGGUGGAGAGGGUUAUUCAAGAUGUGGUGUUGAAUUCUCCUAUCCUGAUGGCUUUGCGCAUGGGGGUACAACUAGGCAUCUUCUCGCAAAUCAGCCAGAGCCCAGAAAAAGGAGUCAGCUGCGAUGUCAUUUCUGAAAGCUCCAAAGCAAGUCCGAUUCUUGUUGCUCAAGUUCUCCGACUUUUGGCCGCUACAGGAUACAUCAAGCAACAGGAUGAACAAUUCAAGCCGUCGGCUCUCACGAUGGUCAUGGUGGAUCCAAAAAUUGAAGCAACAACUCGAGCUUGUUUUGACAUCGGAAACGUAUGCACAAUGAAAGCUCCGGAGUUCUUUCGCCAGAACAACAACAAAUUUCCCGAUUCGGUCAAAAACACUCCCUUUCAGCUUGGAUUUGGCACCGAUUUGACCUACUUCGCAUGGCUCGGUCAAAAUCCUGAUUUGGCCAGAGACUUCCAACAAUGGAUGACUCUGAAGCAAAGUGCUUCCCCGAAUUGGAUCGACUGGUUUGAUGUUCAAGGUUGUAUUAUAGAUGGCACCGAAACACAGUCAUCUUCGAGUGUUCUUCUUGUGGAUGUUGGAGGCGGGGAAGGCAGCCAUGUGAAACAGUUCCAAGAAAAGUUCCCUGGGGCAUCUGGCCGUUUGAUCCUGCAGGACUUACCGCAUGUUAUUUCGGGUAUUGAGAAUCCACCGAUAAAUGUCGAAUUGGAGUCCCAUGACUUCUUCACUCCUCAAUCCAUUCAAGGUGCUCGAGUAUAUUUUAUGCACUGGAUCCUCCACGACUGGUCCGACGAGCAUUGUCGCUCUAUUUUGACUCACAUAGUGGAUGCGAUGGAGCCUGGAUACUCGCGACUUAUCAUUCACGAGCAAAUUCUCCGGGAUUCUGGAUGUGAUAUUCCGUCGGCAUGUAUGAGUGUCAUGAUGAUGGUUCAGGUCGCAGCACUUGAGCGUAGCGAAAAGCAGUGGCGGGACUUAUUAGGUUCUGUUGGUUUGCAAAACGUCAAAUUUCAUCAACCGCCCGGAACUGGGGAAGGAAUCAUCGAAGCUACCAAAUAA
Molecule: messenger RNA, 1185 nt
Organism: Penicillium cosmopolitanum
Lineage: Eukaryota; Fungi; Ascomycota; Eurotiomycetes; Eurotiales; Aspergillaceae
Exons: 5
Coding region: 1-1185 (394 amino acids)
Molecular function (GO): O-methyltransferase activity
Source: RefSeq, a predicted model, not a curated record